Molecule: messenger RNA, 1038 nt
Organism: Rhincodon typus (whale shark)
Lineage: Eukaryota; Metazoa; Chordata; Chondrichthyes; Orectolobiformes; Rhincodontidae
Gene: tmem242
Product: transmembrane protein 242
Exons: 4
Coding region: 493-975 (160 amino acids)
Source: RefSeq, a predicted model, not a curated record
ACCUGACUCUCAAUCGCCAGGCGAACAGAGAAAAACCGGGCCCUGACAACUCGGCCCAGCAAGACGGUCACGUACCGACGGCGCCCCGCACCGAAGCAUUCUGGGACUUGUAGUCCAUAUAAGAUGGCGCCUGCCGAGAAACAUGAAUCAGAAAUGAGCGGAAAGACUACUAUUGCCAUGAUUCAUUGGGUUGGUGAUGCGCUCCUGUGUUUUUAACCUGAGUGCCCCUAUGUGGGCUCACCUAAAGGACGUUAUCGACCCGAUCUUAACAGCUUAACGAUCGCUUCUGUUUGUGUACUUAUUAAUCAGCAAUGGUUCCUUGUCGGUAGAAAUGUAAGGUGAAGAAUUGUAAUAAUAAAUAUACAUUACGAGGAAUGAGGGGCUGACCUUUUAGCUCGUCAAAGAAUGUAUAUUAGAAAUGUCAGAUUGCAUUCGAGGUUUUUAUUUUAAAGGUGACGGGCAGAUAAUUUAUUCUGGUUUUCGUCAAUCGAGAUGGCAACUGAUAAAAGUACAGUCAGUCUGGAAGACACUAAAUGUGAUUGUGUUAUGAGAGAGCCGGUUCUACGGGCCCACAACGAGAUACUCGAGUCUACUGCUGAAAACAAAGUGCAAAUGAUUAAAGGUGGUCUGUUCCUUGGGUCGGUAGGCACAGCUGGGAUGCUAGCAGGUUUUGGCACAACUCUUGCAAUAGCAAAAAAGAAAAAUCCUGGAUGGUUCAAUAAGGGAGUUAAUGCAACUAUUGCUGUUCCUGAGAGUGGGGCAUUACUGGCCUUGAGAGCCCUAGGCUGGGGUUCUCUUUAUGCUUGGUGUGGGGUUGGUUUGCUUAGUCUUACAAUCUGGAAGACUUUAGGAGUACACAGUCUGACAGAAUUCCGAGAAAAGAUGCAAUCAAUGUUUCCUGAAAUUCCAAAAAGCACAGAGGUAUCACCGGGUGCUGAGCAACUCAGUUUGGAAAAUCUGUUCAAAUCAAAGUAGUUUGGCACUGAUUAGUGUGCAUAUGUAAAAAGAAAACAAAAAUAAACAUGCAACUUUUAUACA